GGUUUGCUUUUUACUUUUUUUCCGUGGAACGAGAAAAUGGGGUCAGAUGAUAAGAUUGAGGGAAUCAAUGGUGGUGGUGAAAAAGCUAGGGUUUCAUUUUCUCUUGACGUCUCAACCUCCCGUGAAGUGAAACCUAGGAGACUGUCGGAGAGUUCGUUGCCCGACGCCUCUGCUAGGGCUAAGCUUCUGAAAUUUGGUUCGCCUUCUGCUAAAUUCAAGAGAAUGACAGAGGAAAGAGAUGAGGUCUCACGCUCAGUGAACAGCUCAAGCAACCACAAUAUCCGCGAAAGAAUCAGUGUGGUGUUUUCCCGGAAAAUCGAGUGGGCUUCCCUGGUUAAAAUGGCUCCUGCGGUUGCAGGUUUGUACACUAUCCUUAGUCCAUUGGGGAAAGAUUAUGAUCCUCAAGGAGACGAGGAGAAUCAAGUGGAGCCUGUGGGAGAAGGAUCGGUUAGUAAUCGCAAGUUAUCUCUGGAGAGAAGAUAUUCGUUUGCUUCCAAGGAUGUGAGUAGCCCUGAAUGGAGUGGUGGGAUUCUUGAUAUAUGGGAAGAUAUCUCAGUGGCUUAUCUCUCUCUCUUCUGCACUUUCUGUGUGUUUGGUUGGAACAUGGAGAGGAUCGGGUUCGGGAACAUGUAUGUCCACAUUGCGACUUUUAUCCUCUUCUGUCUCGCACCGUUCUUUAUAUUCAACUUGGCUGCGAUAAACAUCGACAACGAGAUGGUAAGGGAAGGGCUUGGAUACACAGGGAUCGUGCUCUGCUUGUUUGGUUUGCUCUACGGUGGUUUCUGGAGAAUACAGAUGAGGAAAAGAUUCAAGCUACCGGGUUACAACCUGUGUUGCGGGAGGCCUGCGAUUGCUGAUUGUGCGCUCUGGUUAUGCUGUUGCUGGUGCGCUUUAGCUCAAGAAGUAAGGACUGCGAAUUCUUAUGAGAUUGUGGAGGAUAAGUUGUGCGAGAGAAGAGAAGAGAAGAGCAAGAUUUGUGAGGUUUUGGCAUCUACUGCACUGCCUCGUGAAGAAGACGGUGUGUUUGAUCCGACUUGCUCGCCUAAGAAGAUGACCACCACGACGAUGAUGGCUGGUUCUUCUACUAGCUCGAGUGGACCGAGAGAUGAAAGUGACGAAGCUCUAAGUCCACCUUCUCCACCAUUCAUACACAGAGAAGCUAGAAAAGAUCAAAAGAGUAAACAAUGUAAAAGCAGGAUCUGUUAUGGCGAAUUCGCCAUAAGACUCUCCUCGGAGAAUCAAAGCAGACCCCACAGACCCACCACUCCACGGAGCAAAGUCUUCGUCAAGAAGACGAGAGACGCACAGCUCGUCGGCGAUUACUCCAAUCUCGUUAAGCUGGAGAAGGCGGGAUCGCACUCGGGUUCGAAUCCCGCUCCGGGUUCGGAUCCUAAUCGGGUUCCGCUUGCUCAGGUCGUCGAGGAUUGCGUCAGGCGUUGGUUCCAGGAUACGCUCAAGGAAGCCAAAUCCGGCGACGUCGGUAUGCAGGUCUUGGUCGGCCAGAUGUACUGCAGCGGCUAUGGAAUCCCCAAAGACGAACACAAGGGUCGUGCUUGGAUUAACAAAGCUUCAAGAACUCGAUCAUCAGCUUGGCAAGUGAGUGAUAAGCCUCCAGGUUAUAAUGCAAGCGAUUCAGAUUCCAACGAUAAGAAAGAUUAA
Thlaspi arvense is the source of this 1659-nucleotide messenger RNA. NCBI's taxonomy places the organism in Eukaryota, Viridiplantae, Streptophyta, Magnoliopsida, Brassicales, Brassicaceae. The record is from the annotation of a GenBank genome assembly.